Molecule: messenger RNA, 1303 nt
Organism: Pangasianodon hypophthalmus (striped catfish)
Lineage: Eukaryota; Metazoa; Chordata; Actinopteri; Siluriformes; Pangasiidae
Gene: txn2
Product: thioredoxin 2
Exons: 4
Coding region: 134-640 (168 amino acids)
Biological process (GO): cell redox homeostasis
Cellular component (GO): mitochondrion
Molecular function (GO): protein-disulfide reductase activity
Source: RefSeq, a predicted model, not a curated record
AUCGAUUCACUUGAACGAGUCAUUUCAAAAGAACCGAUUCGUUUUUGAAUCGUCCUUGACUUGUCGCAACCGGAAGUUCUUCCUCUUUAAUCGGUCCGUGUGACCAGAGUCAAUACUAAUAGCACGUAAUACGAUGGCUGCUCGGCUGCUUGUGAGGAGAAUCUGGGCCGUCUCUGUGAAAGACUUCCGCCGCCUGCCCGCCGCUGCCUCUCUCUCAUCCUCGUCACGCUCCUCCUCCUCCCUGAACACCUCGGUCCACAAACGGUCCUUCCUGUCUCCUUCUCGCUCCCUCCCUCUGUCCUCACACAGGUGUAUCUCCUUCAACGUGCAGGACCAGGACGACUUCACCGAGAGGGUCAUCAACAGCGAUCUGCCCGUGAUCGUGGACUUCCAUGCACAAUGGUGUGGUCCCUGUAAGAUCCUGGGCCCCAGGCUGGAGAAGGCCAUUGCUAAGCAGAAGGGUCGCGUUGCCAUGGCCAAAGUGGACAUUGAUGAACACACAGACCUUGCUAUAGAAUACGGGGUGUCGGCGGUUCCCACGGUGAUAGCCAUGCGCGGCGGUGACAUCAUCGACCAGUUCGUGGGGAUUAAAGAUGAGGACCAGUUGGAUUCGUUUGUCAACAAGCUUAUUGGACAAUGAACCUGUCAGUCAAACCCUCAAGCCCAACCCUCUUUACACUUUAGUUUACAGCUCUGGAAAACCACAUUCAUUUAUACACACACACACAACAGGCUAAUCCACAAUUUGCUUGGCAACCGUCACACUGUAUCCAUUAGAUGUUUGUGUGUGUGGGUGUGUGGGUGUCUAUUCAUGCUUUAUUCUUCACUGACUCUUGCUGCUGAAAUAGUAGACCGUCUCAGAUUUUGUGGGAUUUUGUUAAAGGGAAACUCCAAAAAAAAAGAAAGAAAUGUUUAUUUUUAGAGCUUGAUCUCUCACAGCUGCUUCAGUUCUCCCUGCACUUCCUGUUGUCGUCCACCCGAGGGCGAUCUUCCUCUUUAAUCCAAGGCCACAUGACAAUGUGACUCACAUUUAUCUCGCACUUAUCUCAGAGAUCCAGGAUAAGGUCACGUACGUCUAAUCCCGAUGAAUGCAGUUAUAUAUGAAGAUGAUAGUGCUGAUCCCAGAUCAGUAAUCUCACUCUCCAAGGGGAAAAAUAAAUCCGCCUGUGUAUGUAUGAGAAAAUGAGUGUGUCCUGAUUCUGUGUAAGUUUUGACUGUGAAAUUUCGAUUUUAUCUCCAUAAAUGGUAUGUAAUAUGACCAGCUAAAAUGGAUUUAGAAAUAAAGCAGAUGUAUGAUGCUCUA